Messenger RNA from Hypanus sabinus (Atlantic stingray), 1854 nucleotides. RefSeq names its product transmembrane protein 44 (gene tmem44). Lineage: Eukaryota; Metazoa; Chordata; Chondrichthyes; Myliobatiformes; Dasyatidae. The transcript has 13 exons. The coding region runs from base 212 to 1567 and encodes 451 amino acids. The record is from RefSeq and is a predicted model, not a curated record.
AGCCGAAAGGGGAAGCAGGAAGGGAUUGCAGCGCGGCGUCAAACUUUCGGCUCCAUUCGGUGCCGAAGGGCCGGUUUUAGCUCUAUUGUAGCAGUGGGAGCACCAUGAGCAGCAGGGAUCGCUAUCGGAAGUUUACGUGAAAGAGAGUUUACGGAAUGAAGGGGGUUCGUCAUGUUUGAGGCAGUAAUACCUGUCGAAGUUUACAACGAGGAUGAAAGCUGGUGAACUGGGCAAUCGGAGCAGUGCGGUUGAGCCUGGCUCGUCUCUCUUCUGGAACUGGAAUUACUGGAUCAACUGCUUUACCCACGACCAGGUCUGCAUAUCCUUCGCGCUCUGGGCUUUAUCGCAGCUUUUUUGGGUGGUCGCCCACAUUACGUUGAUUUAUUUCCGCUGUAAACAGAGACUUUGGAAGGAAGAAUCCUUAUAUUUUGUUAUCUAUGCCUUUGUGGGCAAUAUAUGCAACAUGUUUGGAGCCCUUCUUGCAAAACAACUGAAUAUUCAGGUUUUUACAGCAGCUUAUAUGGCAGCAGUGGAUAUUCUCAAUUUCGUGCUAAUUCUGUUUCCUGUGUGUGGCUCCAGAUCAAAAUCAGAACUAUUGAGACACAAAAGAAGAAGAAGGAGAAGGAGGACUGCUUUACUGGUAGCUUGCCUGCCUUUUGUUAUGAGCACAAGUUACUUCUUUUGGCCCUCUCCUAUUGCUCAAGUGGAUUUCCAUGGACCAAAGCGGAGGUUACUUUCCACAUUACUUAAGGAUGACACAGAAAUCAUUGGCUAUGUACUGGGGGUGAUUGCAAUUUUCAUUGGCUGGACAUCAAAGUUCCCUAUCAUUUUCAAGGCAUUUAGGGGGAAGAUUGAGGGCAGUCUCCUGCAUUGGGUUGUUACCUUCUCAAUGGUGGCAAGUGUGUUAUAUGCUGUUGCCGUUCUGUCCCAAGAGAAAAUCCCUGUUUUAAUCCUAAGAGCUUUGCCCUGGCUGCUUAUCUAUCUUGGUGGUGCAGCUCUAGAUAUCUCUGUACUGUACCUAUUAUGUUUGCUGAAAAAUCAAACUACUCAUCAACAAUGGGGUUUGGAGAUGGUGGUAGAAUCUGAUACCAUCUCUCUCUUGAAAACAUCUGAACAAAAUGUGGAAGAAGACGAGCUUCAAGCUAAUACACAGAGCAUGGACUGGGUGCCACUGAACAUACCUCAGAACAACAGAUAUCUACGAAAGAUGGCAGAAAUGGGUCACUAUAUGGAUCUGAGCAUUGAACCAGUACAAGAGAUUGGACUUGGUCUUAAAAGAUUACCUGGAGAUGGGCAGACAUGUACUGAGAGAAAAAUAAAAAUGGAUUCUCUGCUUGUCCAUGAUCCUCCAAUGUAUCCUCCCAAGCAUGUUAUUCAUGCAAAAGUAUCUUCAUGUAGUUCAUCAGAUGCUACUUCUAUAAACUCUGAACUUGAGCAAAAGUACUUGGAGGCCCUAAAUUCAGAGCAGAUCUCCUGUGCUGCUGGAAGACCACCACGUUUCAGUGGGACUUUGAAGACAUGCCUCAAGAAUGGAAGAUGGCAGAAAAGAACCAUGACAAUGGGUUAAGCCAUAACCCAGAAACCAUGAUGACUGAAGAAAGAGCCUCAGCAAUUUUGGCCCAAUAUGAAGAAGAGGUAAACAUGACUGGACAUAGAAGAACAAGAUCUGUAUUAUCAUGAAGCAAAAAUGCAGCAUUUAUCUUUUGAUUAAAAUGAGGAUUUAUGAAUGUUUACAGAAUUUUUGCUUUACUGUUGACUACUGACCAAUAUUAGUAUAGUUAUAUAUGUCCUUAGAGAAACUUUUGUAUUUCUUUUGUAAACAAUUCCUGAAAAGGAAUAAAGGUAUUCUGGAUA